AUGAGGGAACAGCAAAGUCUACAAAGUGCGUGUAUGGAACGGGAGGUUAAUGUGAUGCCAUCCCUCUUUGCUCAGACACAUAUUCAGCUUUAAACUAAGCAGUAUGUGAGGCUUAUAAAACAUGAUGCUUAUAUUAUAGUGAUGUUUUAUGCUGCUGAUACUUCAAGUAAUUGCCCCACAUCAAUCCCAAAUACAUUUACAACUGAUUCUUAAAAUCUCUUUAAUGUAGAUGUAUCAAAGAAGCUACUGAUCAUAGUAGCUUUGAUAAAACUGAUAAUAAGUACAUAUUAUAAACUAAUGCGGAUUGUGCUUGUAUAAACAUUACAACUUCAGGUAGUUGGGAUACUUAAACUGAUGCAACUUCAAAUGCAUAUAAAGCUGCUUAUUGUUUAGCUCAAUCAUAUAAAAAUAGAACUAAAUUCUGUAAAUAUACGGCUGCAACUUCCACUACAGUUUGUAGUGAUGCAACAUGUGAAGAUAUCCCUUCACCAACUAUAUAAGGAGAUUGUGAUAAUUAUCUAUCUGGCUGCAGCUUCUAUAAAAAUAAAUGUUAUAUACCAGAAACAGUAUCAGCCGAUGCUGAUUGUGCUGAUAAUGCUAAAGCACCUAUGGACACAAGAUUGACGGUAAAAUAUAAGGUAGCAUAUUAAUCUUAUUGAAAUUCUGGCAAAACAAUAUAUUUUACAUAUGAUUAAUAUAAUUCAGCUUCAGCUUAAUGUGUCGGUGGUGGUACUUGUGCUCCAUAUACGGUAAUACCAACAACUAAUGAUACGGAUAAGUCAACAUAUUGUUUAAGCAGAAUAAAUAAUACUGGAUAAAGAUGUGCAUUCACAAUUGCAAAUGCGAAAUGCAGAGGCUUUGAUUGCUAAGAUUUAUAAAAUAAAUCCUCUUAAGUCAAUUGCGAUUUAAGAGCACCAGGAAAAAAAUGUGUUUACAUCUUAAGCACAUGCUAUAAUAAGGAAGAAGCAUGUAUAACAAUCACUUCUUAAAGUUGAAAUGAGAAGAGCUAUUGUGAUAAAGCCAGUGGUGCCACUUCAUGUACUUACAUUUCAGGAACAACAUGCGAUAUUUAAAAAGAUUGUUAUAUUUAUAGUGUAACUACAAAUUAAGCCACUGUUUGUGACUGAUGCAAGUGAAACUAAGUGAACUUAUUUUGAGGAAAUAAUUGUGUUGAAGCGGGUACUUGCGCUUCAUAUGAUGGAAAUACUACAGCAGUAAAAGGACCUCUAGCUGAUUAAGAGGAUACAGUUAAAUCAAACGCCAGUUAUCCAUAUAUUAAAGAUACUUCUGCUUCUAAGAAAUGCAUAGCAUAAGUUUUUACUGACAAUGAUAUCAGUGCUAUGAGUGUGUUGAUAAUGCCACCAACUGUCUCUAUUAUUCUAACGAAUAUAUUAACAAGGAAUACACUAUAAGGUAGUGAUAAUACAGCUAAAUAAACAUGGUGUGAAGAAAUUUGAAUUAAUCAGGAGAUUAUUGUGUUUGGGAUGCAAAAAGUUCAAAAUGUUAAGAAAGAACAAGCAGUUAUAAGUAAUUCUAUACAGAUUUUGAUUGCUGCAUAUAUAAAUAAACAUUUUAUGAUAAUUUUACAGCUCAAUCUGAUUAUGAAUGUGAAUUUUAUUUCUCUGUGUCUUUGAUGGAACUUCAUGUAUUGAUUAUGGAUAGAAUUGUAAUACAUUCAAUGGAACUGAAGAGACAUGCUCACAUAUUUGGCUAAAGAUGGCCCGUACAAAGCCACUACAGUUGGAACGAUAAAAGGAGCAAGCGCUGAGAGAGUAUUUACAGAAGCACCAAAUAAUCUUACAACUGAUGCAGAUUGCUAGAAAUAUAAGAAUAUUGUUAAACAACCGAUUAAGGAUGCUCAAAUAUCAAGAAUGUGA
Molecule: messenger RNA, 1877 nt
Organism: Paramecium primaurelia
Lineage: Eukaryota; Ciliophora; Oligohymenophorea; Peniculida; Parameciidae
Source: the annotation of a GenBank genome assembly